Molecule: messenger RNA, 1858 nt
Organism: Zonotrichia leucophrys gambelii
Lineage: Eukaryota; Metazoa; Chordata; Aves; Passeriformes; Passerellidae
Product: protein ALEX-like
Exons: 9
Coding region: 58-1464 (468 amino acids)
Biological process (GO): natural killer cell activation involved in immune response
Cellular component (GO): external side of plasma membrane
Molecular function (GO): MHC class I protein binding
Source: RefSeq, a predicted model, not a curated record
CAGAGGAAGUCCCCGGCGGGCGCUCGCAGCCCCGAGGGGUCCCCGCUCCGCCCCGCGAUGUCCCCGCGCGGGGGUCGCCGCUGUCCCCCCGCGCUGCUGGCGCUGCUGCUGGGCCUGGCCGGGAGCCGAGGAUCCCCGGAAUGCCGAAAUCCGGCCGUGUCCCGCCCUGUGACCGUGGGAGCAUCGCUGUGCCUGGAGCCGGAGAAAAUCCUGCGGCAGUGGAAAGAGAUGCACUGGAAACGGGACAUUAAUUCAGGAGAGCGGCUGCGGAUCCUGACGGCCCCCAGGGAUGGAAGUGUCUCCUAUCCCAAAGGUCCUUUCCAUGGGAGAGUGGAAUUCCAGCGGGGAAACCUCUCCCUGUGCAUCUCCCCGGUUCACAGGGAUGAUAACGGGGUCUAUUGGGCCGAGUUCGAGAAUUCGAAAGUGAUUCCAUCCCGGUGCAUCCGAGUGUCCGUGUGGGAUCCCGUCCCGCGGCCGGAGCUGAAAUCCCAAAUCCUGCAGCGGGAUCGGGGCCGGUGCCACCUGUCCGUGCUCUGCUCCAGCCCCGGGAACGUCUCCUACAGCUGGGCCUGUACCGGGGAUGGCCCGGAGCCGGUCCCGGAGCCGAUCCCGGAGCAGAUCCCGGGGCAGAUCCCGGGGCAGAUCCCGGGGCAGAUCCCGGGGCAGAUCCCGGGGCAGAUCCCGGGGCAGAUCCCGGGGCAGAUCCCGGGGCAGAUCCCGGGGCAGAUCCCGGGGCCGAUCCCGGAGCCGAUCCCGGAGCCGAUCCCGGGGCAGAUCCCGGGGCAGAUCCCGGAGCCGAUCCCGGGGCAGAUCCCGGGGCAGAUCCCGGGGCAGAUCCCGGGGCCGAUCCCGGGGCAGAUCCCGGGGCAGAUCCCGGGGCAGAUCCCGGACAGCCCCUCCCGGCUGCUCCGGAGCCUCCCCGAGGGCGCGGAUCCCCAAAUCUGCCUCUGCAACGUCAGCAACCCCGCGGGCUGGAGCGCGGCCCGCGCCGCCCUCACCUGCCCAGAAAUUUCCGGGAAUUUCAGCCUCUGGGCGCUGCUGGCCGGGGCCGGGGCCGGGGCCGUGGGGCUGCUCCUGCUCCUCGUGGGCUUCUGCUGCUGCUGGAGGAAGAGGAGGAAAAACUCCCGGGAAGGGACCCCCGGAACCGCCCCGGAGCAGGAGCUGACCGUCUACGCCACAGUGGGAGAGAAGAAACGCCACCAGGACCCCGCCAGGACGGGCGAGGCCACCCAGGAAGGAGCCACCAUCUACGCUGUGGUCACUCCCAGGACAGUGGAGCACCCCAGGCACCAUGAGGAACCCGUGAAUUUCACCAUUUACUCCACGGUCCAGUUCGACCACAGGCCUUCAUCCAUCAAGAGGAAGAGGCUGGACCGAUCUUUGGUCUCCACCGCCUACCUGGAGGAUAAUGGGGGUUACAGGCGCUUGGGGUUCCCAAAUCCCGCCGGCCACCAGCGCCCCUGAAACCCCGGAAUUCCCAUCCCGGUGGAAUUCUCCUCCUGGAAACUCCAACAGCAACCGGGAUCCAUGGAAUGGAAAUAUCCAGAAAUAUCCAGAAAUAUCCAGAAAUAUCCAGAAAUUCGGGGUUUUUCCCCCAAGAUUCAACCCCCGGCUGCGCCUCGGAGCGAAGAUUUGGGGAUGGAAAAGUCUGGAAGGGAUGGAUUUGGGAUGGGCAGGAUGGGAAUUCCGUGGGGUUUUUAGCAUUUGGAAAUUUGGGAAUUCUUUAUUUUUUAUUUUUCUUGGUGAAGAGCGAGAAGAGGUUUGGGUUCACCAAUCCAAGUUUUUGGCCAACUUUGGGGUGGGUUUGGUGCUGGCGCUCACUGGAGUUGUUUGCUCGUUUCCCUCUGAGGGAUCUGGA